Molecule: messenger RNA, 1996 nt
Organism: Zootoca vivipara (common lizard)
Lineage: Eukaryota; Metazoa; Chordata; Lepidosauria; Squamata; Lacertidae
Source: RefSeq, a predicted model, not a curated record
ACAGAAAGGCACGAUUAUGUUCUAACGUUUACGUGAUGGAGUGAGGGAAUGGAACAACACGUUUAAAAAACAAGUGGGUGGUUGUUCUUUUCCUUCAUUAAAAAGGAUGGUGAAGGUAUCGGCUGUCUCCCCUUAAGAUGAGUAUUUAAAAGAACUUGCUGCUACUUGAGAAAACAUUCAGCAAAUGCAAAGACUUAGGGACAUAUUUCUUUUUUUAAAAGAUUACGUGGUCACUGAGUUUCUGAGUCCUUUCCAGGAAGGGAAGCUCCCUGUGGCUGAAAACUGAGAAAACGAAAUUUAACUCGGGUCUUCAGCGCGAAGGAGCCAUGGCUGCUGCUGGGGGUCACAUCCAGCGUCUCCGUGAUGAAGCUACAUGCUCCAUCUGCCUGGAUUACUUCAAGGAUCCAGUGACCAGCCCAGAGUGUGGGCACAGCUUCUGCCGAUCCUGCCUGAUCCAGUGCUGGGGGGAAUCGGAGGCAGAGGGUUCCUGCCCUCAGUGCAGAGAAAGAGUCCAGAGAAGAAGCCUAAUCUCCAAUCGGCAACUGGCAAACUUUGUAGAAAUAGCCCAGAAUCUCAGUCUUCAAGAGAGAGAGGAAGAAGGAGGAAAAGGAGGAGUCUGCGAGGAGCACCAGGAGCCCCUGAAACUCUUUUGCAAGGAGGAUGAAGCCCCCAUCUGUGUGAUUUGUGACAAAUCAAAGGAACAUGAAAAUCACAAGGUGAUUUCUCUGGAGGAGGCUUUCGAGGAAUACAAGGGAGAGAUCUGUCGCCGCCUGGAGAUUCUGAAGAAAGAGAGAGAGGAAAUUCUGGCCUACCAAGCAGAUCUGGACACGGAAAGCAACAACCUCCUUAAAUUAACAGAAAUGGAGAGGCUGAAGACAGUGGAGAAGUUCAGACAACUGCACCAGUUCCUGGAAGAACAAGAACAACAUCUGCUGAAUCAUAUGGAAGAGGUGGAGAAGGAGAUUGCAAGGAAAAGGGAUGAGCAGCUGGCCAGACUCUCCAGGAAACUCUCCUCUCUUGGGAGGAUUAUCCAGGAGAUGGAGAAGUGUCAGCAGCCAGCGAUUGAACUCUUGCAGGAUAUGAGAAGCACCUUGCAGAGGUAUGAGAAAAGAGAGAGUCCAGAGAAGCCACUGCCUUUCCCUCCAGAACUGAGGAACGGGAUCUUGGAAUCCUGUGAUCUAAAUCAGCUGGUGGAGGAUGCAAUGAAACAAUGGAAAGAUGCUUUGUUAUUCAGGAAACACAUUCAGAAAGAUGUUCAGUCAUUCAGAAAUCCCCAGAGAGCAAAUGUAACUCUGGAUCCAGACACUGCCCACCCCAGGCUCAUUCUGUCCAAGGAUCGGAAAGGCCUGAGAUUGGGAUACAAAAAGCAAGACCUGCCCGAUAAUCCUGAGAGAUUCAGCCACGAGAUUUGUGUGUUGGGACGUGAGGGAUUUGCAGCAGGCAGACAUUUCUGGAAAGUCCAUGUGGGAAGUGGGGAAAGAUGGGCUGUGGGGGUUGCCAGGAAGUCUGUGGAGAGAAAGGGCCGCUUCCCCUUUAGGCCUGAGACAGGGAUCUGGGCUGUGGGGAAGAAAGGAGACGAGUACUUGGCCUUCACCUCCCCUCCUUCCUCUCCUCUGUCCCUGAGUGAGGCGCCCAGGAGGAUCCGGGUGACUCUGGACUAUGGAGGGGGACGUGUGUCUUUUUAUGAUGCUGAUUCAGGAGCCGGACUCUACACGUUCUCAGGAGCCUCGUUCUCUGGAGAGACCCUCCUCCCUUUCUUUUGUCUGUGGGGAAGUGAAAACCACCUCAGUAUCUCCUGAGGAGACUAAAUCUGCCUCUCAGGCCCAGUUGGCAGUUUCUCUUCAGGCAAGAGUGACUGACAUAAAAAACAUUGACCCGCCAAGAGAACCUUGGGCAGUUUUUCAAGAGAACCUUUGAAAGGAUUCAUUUUCCUUCCUUUUCCCAUAAUUCCUUUUGUCUCUUUAAGAAGAAGUAAGCUGCAGUCAUACUAUUAACA